UUGUUCAAUGCUAGCUAGCUAGCUAGUUCAGCUCAUCACGUUUCACCAUUUUUUCGAGGAUAGAGACAGUUGAGCAAGGUGAAAAUUGUAUUUCUGCAACAUGACGAAAGGAAGAAAAGAUCUGGGAGACAUUACCUCCCACAAUAUAAAGCAGCUGAAGAAACUCAACUCGGUUGUCUUCCCUGUAUCUUACAAUGAUAAAUUCUACAAAGACGUCCUAGAAGUAGGAGAACUGGCCAAACUUGCAUAUUACAAUGACAUUGUUGUCGGAGCUGUGUGCUGUAGGAUAGAUACAACAGAACAGGGAGCAAGACGUUUAUAUAUCAUGACCUUGGGAUGUCUUGCACCAUACAGGAGACUUGGGAUUGGAACCAUGAUGCUCAAACAUGUUCUAGAUUUCUGCGAGAAGGAUGGACGCAUAGAUAAUAUAUACUUACAUGUCCAGGUCAAUAACGAUUCUGCCAUCGACUUCUACAAAAAGUUUGAAUUUGAGAUCAUCGAAACGAAAGAGCAUUACUACAAACGCAUCGAACCCGCCGACGCACACGUACUUCAGAAGACUCUACGAUCCGCCGUUGCUCAACCGUCGUCAUGAGAGGGAGCCUUUGAAGUGUCGUAUUUCAUUGAACUUUUGAGUCAUAAUAGUUAUGGAAAUUGUGGAACUAUGUGGUCCUAUACUCAGUGUGUGACUGCAGUAUCGGAGAGAAUGGAGAAACUUAUUAGAUAAAACUUAAGUAGGGACCUUCAAUGACUAGGAGACGAGAUGUGUAGGUGAGGAGGAAAAGAAAUACCUUUGGAUGAAGACAUUUCUGUAUCCAAAUAUUUUUAUCGAAUACAGUUUGACCCCCCAAAAAUAUGUUGAUGACGUGAUCAACUACGUCUGUGUCGUUUGGCUACCCAUAUUGAAACAUGUCAUCAAGUCAUUGUAUUUUUCAGCGCAAGUCCCUGCCAUUGAUAUCCAUAAUUUGGAUAGAUCUCGUGCGCUGCUGCAAUGUAGCUGUAUCCGCCUAUUGAAAGUGAUGGUCCAUGCUUAUUCAUAAAAAGCAGACUACUUUAGUUGCUAAAUUGAAAGAUAAAAUUGCCUGAUCUUUGACCUUAUCGAGUGCGCAUACACAUCUAUUCAUCUUCUCUUUAUUGCCAAGCUUUCCAAUAUACAUGCACCUAUGUUGGGCAAUAUUUUAGAAUUACUC
Molecule: messenger RNA, 1190 nt
Organism: Lytechinus variegatus (green sea urchin)
Lineage: Eukaryota; Metazoa; Echinodermata; Echinoidea; Temnopleuroida; Toxopneustidae
Product: N-alpha-acetyltransferase 50-like
Exons: 5
Coding region: 101-595 (164 amino acids)
Biological process (GO): mitotic sister chromatid cohesion
Cellular component (GO): NatA complex
Molecular function (GO): acyltransferase activity, transferring groups other than amino-acyl groups
Source: RefSeq, a predicted model, not a curated record